AGGCGGGGCAUAUUUCUGAGCUCAGGAAAGUGAAACUACCCCUGUUCCACUGCCUGGAGGGAGCCAUGGCUGCAGACAACCCCGCAGAAAGUCUCCAGGAGGAAGCGACAUGUCCCAUCUGUCUGGAGUAUUUCACAGAACCGGUCACUCUGGAGUGUGGGCACAAUUUCUGCCACGUCUGCGUCAGCCAGUACUGGGAGGGAUCCAGUACAGACACCUCCUGCCCUCAGUGCAGAGAAACUGCGCAACAGAGAAACCUCAGGCCCAACCGGCAGCUGGGAAACAUGGUAGAAAUCGCCAAGCGGCUGAGUUUCCGGGCAGCGAAGGGAGCAGGAGGGGGUGGGGUGUGUGGGGAACACCAGGAGACUCUGAAACUGUUCUGUGAAGAGGAUCAAACCCCCAUCUGUGUGGUUUGCCAUCUGUCCCGGGCUCACAGAGCUCACACGGUGGUUCCCAUAGAGGAGGCUGCCCAGGAGUACAAGGUGAAACUCCAGGGAGCCCUGGGCCCUCUGAGGAAGAAGCUGGAAGAGGCUCUGGCUCUGACCUCUGAAGAGGAGGAGAAAACCACAGAGUGGCAGGGGAAAGUGAAGAAUAAGAGAGAGAUGAUUGCAGGUGAAUUUAACAAACUGCACACACUGCUGAGAGAGGAGGAGCAGCUGCUUCUGCGGAGCCUGAAGGAGGAGGAGAGGGAGACUCUGCAGAGACUGCAGGAAAAUGUCACCAAACUCUCCCGGCAAAGCUCCUCUCUGCAGCAGCUGAUCACAGAGAUAGAGGAGAAAUGUCAACAACCGGUUGCGGAGCUGCUGAAGGAUGUGACAAGCACAUUGAGCAGGAGCGAGAAUGUGAAACUCCAGGAACCAGAAGCUGUUUCUACUGACCUGAAGAACGUAUAUAAAAUUUCCCUUGACAUGAGGACGCUGAAGAGAUUUGGAGUGGACAUGACUCUGGAUCCAGACACGGCUCAUCCCGAACUCGUCCUGUCUGAGGAUCGGAAAUGUGUGAGAGAUGGAGACAGACACCAGGAUCUGCCCGACAACCCUGAGAGAUUUGAUCCUUGUGCCUGUGUCCUGGGCGCUGAGUGGUUGGCGGGCGGGAGGUGUUACUGGGAGGUGGGGGUGGGAGACAAGACUGAGUGGGACCUGGGGGUUUGCAUGGAAUCUGUGCGCAGGAAGGGGGAGGUCACACUCACACCUGAGGAUGGAUACUGGGUCGUGCGGCUGGAGGACGGGAAAUACGAGGCCUUCACCUCCCCCUCGACCCCCCUCCCCGUGAACGUCCGGCCCAGCCGGGUGGGGAUUUUCCUGGACUAUGGGGCGGGCAAGGUCUCGUUUUACAAUGUGACUGACAGGUCCCAUCUCUUCACGUUCACUGGCACCUUCUUCGGGAUGCUCCGCCCUUAUUUCCAUCCUGGUCUCCAUGCUGAGGGUGAAAACGCGGCUCCCCUGAUCCUCUGCCCGGUCGAGGGGAAUCUCGGUCCCUGACAGUCACAAAAUAAAAUAUUAAAUUGUCAGACGGGGUUGUUCCGUUACAAUGUACGUGUCAUAAACAUCACAACUACACACAUGUGCAGCUGCUCUCUCCCUCUCUCUCCCCCCCCCCGCCUCCUUUAUUGUCUUGACUGGUUCUCUCUGGGAGGCAGGGCACAUACACCCACCUCCUGCACUACACCUUUGAAAAUUAAUAGCUUAAAAAUGAUAGAAUUAAUGAAGCAAUAUAUUUAAAUUCACUCAUACAAGAUUAUAUAAUAUUCUUUGAAGUUCUGUCAGCAUUAAUUCACUUUCUAGCUGCAUAUAAUCGGUAAUCAAGAUUUGACCCUUCCUUGCUUUUCCUCACAAAACAUGGUCCCCAACCUCAAGUGCUGUAUUCUUAUAUACCAGGGGUCAGCAACCGUUCAGAAGUGGUGUGCCGAGUCUUCAUUUAGUCACUGUAAUGUAAGGUUUUGUGUGCCAGUCAUACAUUUUAACGUUUUUAGGAGGUCUCUUUCUAUAAGUCAAUAAUAUAUAACUAAACUAUUGUUGUAUGUAAAGUAAAUAAGGUUUUUAAAAUGUUUAAGAAGCUUCAGUUACAAUUAAAUUAAAAUGCAGAGCCCCCCCGGCCCUUGGCCAGGACCCGGGCAGUGUGAGUACCACUGAAAAUCAGCUUGCAUGCCGCCUUUGGCACACGUGCCAUAGGUUGCCUACCCCUGUGAAAUACAAAAACGUCUUCUAUAAUCUCAUCUUUGUGGUUUAUUUUUCUUUAGAAAUAUUAUUUGCAGGGAAUGUCCUGUCAGUGUCCACUGUUGAUUUCAGAGUACUGCCAGGCUUUCCAUGUUCUUGGUUCUAAGGACACAACAAAUGUAGUUUGAUACAGAAAUAGAGAAGGGGUUGUAUUCCUUUACUCAAUCAUCACAAAUUAACUUAAUUGUAGUAAAGAUGCUGGCACUUAAUGACACAUAACAUGAAAUUUGGUGACGUUUUAUUGGAAGACCUUUCUUCUCGGCCAUAAAUCAGUCAAAAGGGUGCUAUUUUUGUUGUCAUGUGAGGUUUAGAGUACAAAGAAAAGAAAGUUGCUCCAGGAAAUUCAUCACAAUUCCUCUGGGUUCUGUCCACCACCUUCUGGAAUGCUCUGUAAAAAUAGUGACCGAUUGGUCCAAUUCCUUGAUGUUAGCGAUUGAACCUAAUUUCUGGAAGAGCUGGCUGAGCAGCGUGUGAGGGGAGGCACAUCACAUGGCAUUGCUAGGACCACUUUUUGUUUUAAACGUGAUGUGUUAUGAACAUUUUCAAUGUAAUAAUUCAGUUUUGAAGAUUUAUUCACAGUAUGCCAUCCAUGGCAGAGUGCCCUAAAUGUACGUUGAUUAUUUGAAAAUAAAUACCCUAACAUUA
Messenger RNA from Caretta caretta (loggerhead turtle), 2861 nucleotides. RefSeq names its product E3 ubiquitin-protein ligase TRIM39-like. NCBI's taxonomy places the organism in Eukaryota, Metazoa, Chordata, Testudines, Cheloniidae. The record is from RefSeq and is a predicted model, not a curated record. Gene Ontology annotation, molecular function: protein binding; zinc ion binding.